Molecule: messenger RNA, 4015 nt
Organism: Xyrauchen texanus (razorback sucker)
Lineage: Eukaryota; Metazoa; Chordata; Actinopteri; Cypriniformes; Catostomidae
Product: pyridoxal-dependent decarboxylase domain-containing protein 1-like
Exons: 24
Coding region: 221-2590 (789 amino acids)
Biological process (GO): carboxylic acid metabolic process
Cellular component (GO): intracellular membrane-bounded organelle
Molecular function (GO): carbon-carbon lyase activity; pyridoxal phosphate binding
Source: RefSeq, a predicted model, not a curated record
GGCGUCUGUUUAGUCUACGUCAGCGCUGCCAGCGUGGAGAGUCACCAGGAAGUCACACCAUUCAAUUGGCUAUACAAAUAUUGAGCAAGGAUACGUGAGCAGGAUUUUUGUGCUUCUUGGAUUUGUUUUCUUAAAAUAUAAAGCCUGCUAUAACAAAUAGGGACGCGGAGAGUCCCUGCGACUGGGCUUUCAACACUGCACGGAGAAGCCGCACGUGAAGAUGAUGGACCCUACACUUGUAGAGAUGGGGAACCAUCUCUCUGAUGCCAUGAAGAUUUUGGAAAGCGAGAAUUUGGAGACAGAACAGGUCAAAGCAAGAAGAAAGCUGAGUUGGAAAGAUAUUCCAGGAUCCUUGAAAGGAGAUGGACAGGAUGUUGUGAGCAUACUCCAGCUAGUCCAGAACCUGAUGCAUGAAAAUGAUGACAUGCAGGGUCAUCGCAGGAUGCAUUAUGUCAGAGCGCAGGGACACAUGGCUCUGUUGGGACACAGUCUGGCUGCAUAUAUUUCUGUCCUGGAUCGAGAAAGACUGAGAAAGCUGACCACACGCAUCCUGUCAGAGACCACUCUCUGGCUCUGCAGGCUUUUCAAAUAUGAAAAUGGCUCAGCUUAUUACCACGAAGAUGACUGCGAGGGGCUGCUGAAGGUGUGCCGUCUGGUCAUUCAUACUCAUUAUGAGGACUAUGCUACCGAGGGCUUUACUGUUCUCAUCUCUAAACAGCCUGUUGUUUACCAAAGUGCUGCAUGCAGAGCUGGCCUGGGACAACAUCUCUGUUGCCAGCUGGGACUGCCUCUGUCAAGUCUUUGUAUUGUACCCUGUAACACAAUGUUUGGUUCCUUGCACCAAAUGGAUGUUGCAUUGCUUGACAGGCUGAUAAAAGAUGAUCAGGACUCAGGGAAGGUUCCGCUGUUGUUGAUCGCGAAUGCUGGAACGCCAGGUGCAGGUCACACAGACAAACUCAGUCGUCUUAAAGAGCUCUGCGUUCAGUACAACAUGUGGCUCCAUGUCGAGGGGGUGAAUUUGGCAACACUUGCUCUUGGUCAGGUCCCCUCCACUGUCACGGCGGCUACCAAGUGUGACAGUAUGACUUUAACCCCAGGCCCAUGGUUGGGUCUGCCAGCAGUGCCUGCUGUCACUCUCUACAGACAUGAGGAUCCAGCUCUGUCCCUUGCGGUUGGUCUGACGUCCAGCCAACCAGUAGAGAAGCUGCUGGCUUUGCCACUCUGGCUGUCCCUGCAGUUCCUUGGGCACGAUGGGAUUGUAGAGAGGAUUAAGCAUGCCGCACAGCUAAGUCAACAACUUUUGGAGCACUUAAAGACACUGGCUUCAAUAAAGACCUCGGAUGUGGUGUCUCAUUCCCGGGUCCCUCCCAUCUCCGGGGGCUCGCUGCGGGACGUGCUGGGCUCUCUUAUACUCUCUAUUGUGGAGGAUGAACUGAAUUCUCCAGUGGUCGUUUUCAGGUUUUCACAAGAGACCAGUGCUCCGUCAAGUGGCGGCUCAACAUUGGAAUAUUUUGCAAGGGAAAGAGAGUUCCUCGAUGCUCUUAACAGAUGGUUGGGUGAGCAGUUGGCACAGCAGGUGCCCAUCAGUGGUGUGAAUGUGGUUGAGCUGGAAGAUGAGGGCACAUGUGUUUGUUUCAACCCCCUCAUGACUGCUACAGCACUUGGCACUCAGGAGAAUGAUGUGGCUUCACUGGUGGAGAAGCUGGGAAUGAUGAUUCCAGUGCUGAGCUGCACCCUGCGCUUCAGACUGUACUUCAAAGAUGAGGUGCUUCAACAGGCUUCCCUCUCUUACAUUGAGGAUCUGAGCUGGCCUGGUCUGGGAGGUGUGAGGUAUGAGCCCAGAAGCACAGAUCUUUCUGAAGAUAAGAGACAACAGAGAGUGGAGAGGAUCAACAGCGACCUGCUUAAGAAACUGAAGGAGCUGGAUACAGACCUUAGCUUCUCAGUUGGCCCUGAGUUUUGUGAAGAGAAAAAUUGCAUAUUUAUUGGAAUGGCAACAGAGGACUUAGAUGUGGCAGAGUUAGUGGAAACCAUAUUGUCUGUUGGGAAAGACAUUGAGGAAAGUGGAAAGUUAUUUGAGAACAUGACUGAAGUAGUAAGAAAAGGCAUUCAGGAAGCUGAGCAGCAGCUUCAGAAAGACAAUGAAGAGAAGCUUAUGGAGGAGGGUGUGCUUCGACAGAUCCCACUGGUGGGCUCUGUGCUAAACUGGUUCUCUCCGGUGCAGGCUUCUGUCAAAGGCAGGACUUUCAACCUGGCUGAAGGUUCUCUGGACAGCACUGAACCUGUGUACUCUGUUAAAGCCCAGAUGAGCAAAGACGCCUCCCCUGAUUCCUCCAAGUCCAGCACUAAACGGUUACCAGGCCAAAAACUCUUCAGGCGCCAUGGAGCAGGCUCUGAUUCUAUCAGGGAGACCAGCUCUGUUGGCCAGUUUGAAGAAUCAUUCAGGGAAGCAGCACCCAUUCAGUCUGCUGAGGAAGACGUGGCUGAGGUCCCUCAGGAGCAUUCUUCACAUGCAGAUGAGGAAGCAAUCUCAUCAGACCAGCGUGUACCAGAGGGCCAAGAAACAGAGAGUGCAGACACUCUUAGAUAAGACUCCUAAAUGGGUGCCCAUGCAGUUGAGCUCUGUAUUACAGAGGAACCUGCAACCAUGACCCUGAUGCCUUGAGCAAGCCACUCUUGAAAAAGGGGUAGUUCACCCAAAAUGAAAAUUCUUUCAUCAUUGACUGAGAUAGAAAUUCAUAGGUGUUUGGAACAAUAUUAGGGUGAGCAAAUAAGGAGAGAAAUUGUAUUUUUGUGUGAACUGUCCCUUUAAGAAAUGAAGCAGCUUUAAAUGCAAAUUACAAAACACUGGAAUUUCAUUAAAAUACUAUCUAAAUACACAUCCAAAUCUCACAUGCCCAGUUCUUAGUGAGAAGAUAAGCAAUUGCUCAUUUUAAUAUUUUGAUUAAUCAUAUUUUUAUAUUUUAAUGUUGGGGUCAGCUCACAAUUGUUUAUGUGCACUGCAAGUAUCUCUUUGCAUAAUCGGUGACUUUAUUGUACUUCAAAUUUCGGUUAUGGACACUUUCCCGGAUCUUAUUUAUAGGCCUGUCUGACAGGUUUUUCUGACUCGUUUAGGCACACUUUAUUUACACAACUUAAGGGCUAUUGUGGCCCUCCCAUCAUGAUGUCAAAAUGUCUUGUUUGUCAUAAGCUGCUCUUAUGUUAGCUUGAUGUAUAUGCAGAGACUUGUAGAAGGAAAGUUCUCAUGCUUGAAGACUCACACGACUGUUUCUAAUAAGAAAAAUUAUAGCCUUAUUGCACUUUUUAUGUACAGAAUGUCACACUUUAAUCAGAACAACUGAAUAUUUAUGUAUUCUACAAAUGAUUCUAUUUGAGGACAUUAGACUAUUUAGAGACAAGAGUAACAUUUGUCUAAACUUACCGUAAUUCCCUUGAAGUGUGAGGAUUUCAAAUCACACAGAUCCAUCCAGCACUUCUGGCUUUACCAAUAGUGAAAUGAUGAUUAUACUGCUCUCACUGUGAAGAAUGUUUCAGAUGUGUUUGUUGAGUAAUUGUUAAAAAAAAAUGUUUAUGUUUAUGAAGGCUAAAUAUGAUGUACCAAGAUUAAUAUUUGUGGUUUACACUAACGUUAAUUGUUUUAACACAAAACUCAUUGCUACUCGGAAAUUAUGUUGUUCUGUGCUUUUAAGCAUAUGAAUAUUGUGUUAAAACUCCAUCCAUGAAAGAAAUGACAAUACAGCUACUGUAGAUCACACCCGUCCAUAUUUUAUUUCAGGCAUGAAGUGCUCUUUUCAGAACUGUGCUUCCUUACUGAAUAAUGUAACUGUAAAUCUGCUCACCCUUUUUCAGAUUUAUUCUAUCUUAACUGGUGCAAUAAAUUACUGGGUUUUUGUUUAGGGGAGAGGAGUACUGACUUGAAAUAGUGUGUCAAAAAGAGUAGAAUAGUUGGUUUUAUAAUUACAAUAAUUUUAUUUUACAAUGAGCAAUGAUGUAAAAUGACAAUUAAAAAAUGUUU